Messenger RNA from Stegastes partitus (bicolor damselfish), 3476 nucleotides. Its product is annotated as charged multivesicular body protein 4Ba. The coding region runs from base 176 to 844 and encodes 222 amino acids. Gene Ontology annotation, biological process: late endosome to vacuole transport via multivesicular body sorting pathway; vesicle budding from membrane. Gene Ontology annotation, cellular component: cytoplasmic side of plasma membrane; ESCRT III complex; multivesicular body. The record is from RefSeq and is a predicted model, not a curated record. The transcript is spliced from 5 exons. NCBI's taxonomy places the organism in Eukaryota, Metazoa, Chordata, Actinopteri, Pomacentridae.
CAAAGGCGGAAGAAGAGACAAAAACAACAACAGCGGCGGCGGCAGCGGCUCUCCGGCUCGGCGACGGUAGUUGACAGGAACCGGGGCGAUUUACCACUUAUCUGUUCGGUAUCACGAAGUGCCGACUGGCUGUGUGCGUUCACCACACCAGUUACUGUUUACAUUUAUCGGCAAAAUGUCGUCGUUCAUGAGACUGUUCGGUGGCGGGGGUAAGGGUGGGAAAGCGCCGACACCCCAGGAGGCUAUCCAGAAACUCAGAGAGACGGAGGAGAUGUUGGCGAAAAAGCAGGAAUUUCUAGAGAAGAAAAUCGACCACGAGCUCAUGACGGCGAAGAAGAACGGCACGAAAAACAAACGAGCGGCUCUGCAGGCCUUGAAAAGGAAAAAGCGCUACGAGAAGCAGCUGGCUCAGAUUGACGGGACGUUGUCUACCAUCGAGUUCCAGCGGGAGGCCUUAGAGAACGCAAACACCAACACAGAAGUGCUCAAGAACAUGGGCUACGCCGCCAAAGCAAUGAAGGCUGCACACGAAAACAUGGACAUCGACAAAGUAGACGACCUGAUGGCCGACAUCACAGAGCAACAGGAAGUGGCCCAGGAAAUCUCUGAUGUCAUUUCCAGACCAAUCGGCUUUGGGGAAGACUAUGACGAGGAUGAGCUUAUGGCUGAGCUGGAGGAGCUGGAACAGGAAGAGCUGGACAAAAAUCUUCUGGAAAUCGAAGGAACAGAAGACGUUCCUCUGCCCAGCGUACCAUCUACAUCACUUCCAUCUAGACCAGCCAAGAAGAAGGAGGAAGAAGACGAGGAAGACAUGGCGGACCUCGAGGCCUGGGCAGCUAACUGAGCCUGCCCUGCUAGCUAGCUAGCUCCCCCCCACCCCUCCUGUCUGUCUCUCUGCUAACAGACAUCUGGAAGAGAGACAGGGACUCUGGGCUGCUGAGCUGGCUGCUGGCGUACUGCUCUGUCUUAAAGCCUACAUCCCAAUAUCUAACCAUACCCCGACCCUAAAGUAUGCACUCGUGCACAUGUUUGCUGACUCCAAAUGAAAUGAACCCGGGCUUUUCUCUUUUGAUUAGUGUGACAGAAUGAAUCUCUUUGCUCCUGCUGUUCACUCCUCCGAUUCCAAAAGGGCACAGAGUAUGGAAAGACAACGCCAUGCCUAACAGCCUGUGGUUAUUUAUACCAGAUUUCUCUUUGUAAGGAAAAGAGAGCAUGAAUGAGCACUUAGGUGCAUACUUCUAGGGAGGGGUGUGCGGAGGAACAGGACGAGGCUUGUUUCUUGGAGGAAUAUAAAGAAUCAACAGAUGUGUGGGGGAUUUAAAAAAAACAACAAAAAAAACAGAACGACAACAUGACCCAGCCAUUUUUCUGCUUCCUGCGUUGUCAUCUCUCAGCUCUUCUACAAAGAUGACGACUACCCAGUUCUGCUAAAUACCAACAGCAGCAACAAAAGAUUAAUAAUGAAAUAAAAGUGUAGGACUUUGUCAUGAAAUGCCACUGUUAAAUUACAUAACAAAACGGUCCCGUCCCUGUCAGUCAUGUCUCUUGCUGUUACUCAUCAGGAGAAGCUCUGGAUGUAAUCAGUUAAAUUAUAAAUAAGAAUUUGGGGGGAGGAACAUUUUUUUUUUCAGUAGAACAGUUAUUUAAAGGCAGACGUGAGUGUUAAACGGAUUUUUCGGUCCGCUUCGAUUGAAGUGAGCGGGAGAGGGACGCUAAAUCUGGCACGUGCUAACUCGCUAAACAUGCUAACUUACAGCUUUUCCACCACAAUCACAAACUCUGAAUUCUGGAAAAUAAUGUAAUCCAUGUAUGAUAGUAACGACUUCCUUUUGAUUAAACCUUUGAAUUAUCUUGUGACCCUCUUUGAUGUUUUUCCAAUUCGAAGUCGGCUUUACUUGCGAUCUCUUUUCCAAAUUCUUUAGAUUUAUCACGCGCUUAGAUUUUGUGUGGAAUUCAGUCUUACAAGAACAAGCUCAAACCUGCCAAAGUUGUGCCUGGAAGUGAACUCUCUGGCAGGUGUGACCGGCUGCUCCUCCCUACCUUCGAGCAGCAUUAAACACUUCCUCCACGAGACGGUGGGCAGUCUGCUGACAAACCACCAGCCUGUUCUGCUGUUUAGAAAUGCAGGUUUAGUUAAAUAAUGAUCAAUAGUUAUUAGUAGAGAAGCAUCGAUACUGCUAUCAGUGCUAUAACGUCAUGUUUUAUGCUUCAUAUUCAAAUUCAGGAUACAGCCGACUCUGCUGCGUCUGCUGGGGGCCAGGCUUCAUUAUGUUUCCAGGUACAUUAUAUGUAUUUAAAGGUACAACACUAAGUCACUUGAGGACCCCUUUAAGGAUAGUGUGGAACAACUGUGCUCACGUACCUCUAGUGCUUUUCAGCCAUAAGGUUUCUCUAGUUUUAGAAUGUGUUUCUAAUGCAAUGGAGGUAAAUUAAACUAAAUUUAUGUUUAAAUGUAGUUCUUGAACCAACUGCACAUAUUUUGGUUGUUGUCGGAGCUAAAUUCCUACAAAAUGUCCUGACUGAUUCAUACAAAUCAAGUAGACAAAAUCUGACAAACAUCCCCCAUAUAGCUGCUCGUUGACGUUGUGACCGUUCAUACAAUCAACCGAUUACUCCGGUGCGGCUGCCAGAAGGCCCGUUACGACACCCCGGACGGCCUCCGUGACUGAAAAUGAAAUCGCUCGUGCCUGACACCGCCAGCGCCUUGCCUGUCUGUGUGGUUUAACAGUGACAAAAUCUGAGAAACUCCUACACGGGUUGCAUUUAGAGAGGACGAGUGUGAGUGUGUGAUGUUUUUUCAGCCUUUUGACACAGUGACCUCUUGUGAAGUCAAAUUGCGAUGGUGAGAUGAAUUUUAUUCUCUUUUUUUUGGAGGGGGGGGAAUUUGCACUUGUAGUACUUAAUUGAUUUAAGCAUCGAGUGAUGAACACGGGGCGGCUUUGCUCCAUGUUGGUCUUUGUGAUAAAACCAUGACGUGAGCGAGUCCAACCUCUGUUCUCUGCGCCGCCGCUCACGGCUGCAGUCAGUCUUUCUGGUAGCAGACGGGUUUAUGAUGGAAGAAUUGGGGCCGAUGGUGAGUCAGACGGAUGGUUGAGAUUGCACAUCACACCUGAUCUAGGAACAGUUAAGUAAAAUAAGUAGCAAAUUGACAACUUUCGCUCAAUUUUGCAGUGCACAGAAACCUCCAAUAUGUUCGAAAAUGGGUCGACCCCAAUCCUGACAUUUAUAAAGAAUAAUAGUAAUAAAAAACUUGCAUAUGCCAAUAGCAUUUGUUUUCCUUUUUUUUUUUUUUCCUGUUUACCUCAGAUAUCAUUCAUAUUCUCUGUGCUCUGUGCUGAAACACAAUGUGACCUAUAGCCAGUUCUGCCCAGAGCUGUAUAAAGAGAUGGACAUUGGAGACUUUCCAUGUGGCAGUCAUGCGACUGUUGUUCAUGUGUGGCUGUAUACGGUUUACCUUAAUAAAGUUGGUAUUCAAA